GUAACUGGCCGUAUGUUUUCAUUCAGAUGUUAAAUUGUUGUUAUUACUUUAAUAAAAAUAUGUAUAAAGUUUUUUACUCUUCUUAGUAAAUAAAAACCUCAGUUGAAAACAUUUAUUCACAUAGUUCCUCUCUUUUAAAAUUCAUUUGGAAUUUUUCUCUUUCACUCUAUACUUUUUUUCUUCUUUUACUGGGUAGUCUCUUUCAGUCCCAGAUCACAAGAGGGUCGAAAGUUCCUUGGCUUGGCUGCUGAAUAAUGCAGUCUUUUCUUCUUCUUUUUUUUUGCCAAAUGAGUCAAAAACGAUGAUUAACCAAGUUUCUUGUAUAGACUAUGCUUUCCAAAUAUGUUCAUAUAAACUAACCUAUCAGAUUUUUUUCUUUUGUAACAGUAAAAAUAAGGUUAUGAAGAUUUUUUUUUUCUUUCAAUUUUAAUCAUGUGCACAAUACAGUGGGUCUCUCUCUCUAUUUGGUACACAUAUACAUUACACAAUAGUAUUCUUAUCUGCAUUGUGUGGCAUAAUAAAAUAAAAUAAUAUAUAAAUUUGCAUUAUUCAAGUGGUGGUGUGGAAAAGGUCCCUUACCCACCUCUCUAGUCUCUGCACAUUGCACAGUCACUUCUCUUUCUCUUUUAUUUUCUUUAUUUAUUUUUAUUCACUUUUUUGACACUACAAAUUGGCAUCCUCUCCCUCUCAUUGUCCUUCAUUCUUAUUUCCAAACACACAGCUCUCUCUCUCUCUCUCUCUCUCUCUCUCUCUUGCUUCUUUGUUUCACAUCUCCCCCAAGUCUUUACAGUUUUUUCUUCUAUUCUCUUAAUUUUAAACUAUGGGAACUGUUGUGUAUCAACAAGGGUUUCAGUCUCAGCUUAAUGAGCCUAGGGCUUUAAGGCUUAGGCUUUCUUCACCUAAUCCUCACUUCUUUCAGCCCUUUGGUUUAGCUCUCAAGUCUCAUUCACUUGACUCCCCUAAUGCAGAGGACACACGGAACCUUAACGAUGACAAACCAGCUGCUACCCCAGGACCUGACUCGAGCGGCUGGAGGUUUCUCCAGUCUCUCUCCUCUGGCUCAUCCUCCUCCUCAAAGACGACGAGCUCUGAGAAAGAGAAGACUUAUGUUCAACGUCCGUCUUCAUGUAGGGCUCUAAGCGACCAGAGCUUAGCAUUGUGCACUGAGAAUCUCGGAAGCGAAUCUGGCUCUGAUGUUACAGACGUCGAUGAUUUGUUGUUCUCGCUUGACGUGCAGAACAAGAAUCUCGGGGAAACAACAACAACAACAACAGAGACAAGAGCGUUAAAAAGUAGGAAAGGGAAUGUGAGCCCUAGUGAUCUCCCACCUCCUUUGACCACUAUGAGAGGGUUUCAAAGCAUUCAAAUGAGACCACACCGUGAAAACGGAAGACUCGUCAUGACCGCCACAAACGAGGUGCCUCGUAACCGGUGCUUUCAAGCUGACCGGAGCAAUGGUCGUCUCCGUCUCUCUAUCUUGAAAGACUCAGACGAGAUUGUAGAGAACGAAGAAGAGACGAUUGAACCUGAAGAAACCGAAGAAUUAUACGAGGAGGAAAACGAAAAUGAAGAAGAAGAAGAAGAUGAUGAAGUGAUUGGCGUUGAGAAUGUUCAAAGAUCGAGAAGAUGCGCUGAAGGGAAUCAGGGAAACAGGGGACUGCUAAAUUGGGAAUCUUUUUGUGUUGCUACUUCCUAAAAAAAUAACAGAGAGAAACUUCUUUAAUUUGCUCUGUAUUUACAGUUUCACAAUUUUUUAUCCUGUGUUUUAA
This is a messenger RNA of Capsella rubella, 1769 nucleotides long. RefSeq names its product protein FANTASTIC FOUR 3. Bases 821 to 1696 code for a protein of 291 amino acids. The record is from RefSeq and is a predicted model, not a curated record. The transcript has a single exon. Lineage: Eukaryota; Viridiplantae; Streptophyta; Magnoliopsida; Brassicales; Brassicaceae.